AUCCGAUUCUCCCCGCCGCAGAAGCCGAUUGCGAGGGCGAAACUCAUUUCCAAUGUUCUUCACAUAAUUUCGGAGCUAUGGAGCAUCUGUUCGAAGCUUACUCAAAUACUUCUGACGAAGACAACCAAGAAGAUGAACCUCAGCCCAAGCGUUUAGCUCUCCCCUCUUCAACAUCGAAGAGACCCGAACAUUCCCAAUUCCAGCCGAUGUUCCGGCCAUCGCAUAGCCCGGACUCCACUUCAGAGCCUCAAAAGGAGAUUAUGGUUCCUGGACGCUACAUUUCCAAGAGGGAGCGAGCACUCAUGAGUUCAGCUCCAGUUUCUAGGGCUCCAGAAUCAUUUCUGAAUCCAUCCGUCCAAUCUUCAACCGUUGGAAGUCUUUCGGAUUCUGAUCUUCCACGUGAUAUCUUGUCAUUGUUGAGAAGUAGAGCUAAGAACUAUCUGCAGCAAGGCCUCAUGCCUAAAAGGAUGUCUGUAAGUCUUGACUGCCAUACAAAAGCCGUCAAUGCAGUUCAAUGGUCACCAAGUCAUGCUCAUCUCCUUGCUUCUGCUGCUAUGGAUUACACAAUCUGCAUAUGGAACAUAUGGAGCACUGAGCAGAAGCUAGCAUUCAAGUCAAGCAUCCACAACGCUGCAGUUAAAGAUGUUGAAUGGUCACAACAAGGAUUAUCUAUUCUUUCUUGUGGAUAUGAUUGUUCUUCAAGAUUGAUUGAUGUUGAGAAGGGAACAGAAGUUGGACUAUUCAAGGAGGAUCAAGGCGUUGCAGUUGUAAAGUUCCACCCUAACAACCCAAGUGUCUUCCUUUCCGGUGGACUGAAAGGCAGCCUACGAAUGUGGGAUGUGAGAAUUGGAAAAGUGGUCAACAAAUACAAUCGACGGCUUGGCCCAAUUCUUGAUGUUGAAUUUACUCCUAAUGGCAAUCAAUUCAUUUCUUCUAGCGAUGUUUCUUCAAGCAAUAGCAGUGAAAGUUCUGUCAUCGUUUGGGAUGUCACAAGAGAAGUUCCGCUUUCAUAUCAGGUUUAUAUGGAAGCCUACACUUGUCCAUGCGUGAGAUGCCACCCAUUUGAUCCAGUUUUUAUUGCCCAAUCGAACGGAGAUUAUAUUGCAAUCUUCUCUCUAAACCCACCUUUCAAAUUAGACAAAUACAAGAGGUAUGGAAGUCAUGUAGUCUCAGGCUUUCCAAUAAAAUGUAACUUCAGCUUGGAUGGCAAGCAAAUCAUCUCUGGUUCUUCAGAUGGCUCUAUAUAUUUCUACGAUUAUAAAUCAUCCUUGCUUAUACACAAACUAAAAGCAUCUGAACAGGCUUGCACAGACGUUGCCAUCCACCCAACCUUACCUAAUGUAAUUGCUUCGUGUAGUUGGAAUGGAAAUAUUUCCGUGUUCCAGUGAUUGUUCUAAUUUAUGUCUUGUAAUCGCUUCGUGUAGUUGGAAGAGAAAUAUUUUCGUGUUUCAGUGAUUGUUCUAUUUUAUGUCUUGAUUGUUAUCA
Cucurbita moschata (crookneck pumpkin) is the source of this 1485-nucleotide messenger RNA. Its product is annotated as WD repeat-containing protein 25. Gene Ontology annotation, molecular function: protein binding. NCBI's taxonomy places the organism in Eukaryota, Viridiplantae, Streptophyta, Magnoliopsida, Cucurbitales, Cucurbitaceae. The record is from RefSeq and is a predicted model, not a curated record. The transcript is spliced from 4 exons. Bases 78 to 1388 code for a protein of 436 amino acids.